Molecule: messenger RNA, 267 nt
Organism: Morchella sextelata
Lineage: Eukaryota; Fungi; Ascomycota; Pezizomycetes; Pezizales; Morchellaceae
Exons: 1
Coding region: 1-267 (88 amino acids)
Source: RefSeq, a predicted model, not a curated record
AUGGCUAUAGCGGGGGCUACAGUGGUACAAAUACCCGUGGUGGCGGUCACCGCGGCAGGCACAAUGGGGGAGGGGGACAUGGCGGCGGUCAUCAUGACGGGGGAGGGGGACAUGGCGGCGGUCAUCAUGACGGGGGAGGCGGCGGUCAUCAUGACGGGGGAGGCGGCGGUGGAUGCGGUGGCGGCGGAGGAGGAAGUGGUGGGUGUGGCGGGGGUGGCGGGGGUGGUUGAGGUGGGGGUGGGGGCGGGUGUUAAGAACCCCUUCUAG